Liolophura sinensis is the source of this 2806-nucleotide messenger RNA. Its product is annotated as probable nuclear hormone receptor HR38. Gene Ontology annotation, biological process: cellular response to corticotropin-releasing hormone stimulus; regulation of transcription by RNA polymerase II. The record is from RefSeq and is a predicted model, not a curated record. Gene Ontology annotation, cellular component: transcription regulator complex; nucleus. The transcript has 9 exons. Gene Ontology annotation, molecular function: zinc ion binding; RNA polymerase II cis-regulatory region sequence-specific DNA binding; nuclear receptor activity. NCBI's taxonomy places the organism in Eukaryota, Metazoa, Mollusca, Polyplacophora, Chitonida, Chitonidae. Bases 463 to 2424 code for a protein of 653 amino acids.
UGUAGUGACGUCAGAACUGAUGUUGCCGUGACGUCACUGGCUGUUCCCGAAGACCUGAGUUACGAUGGUAGUGAAAUAUAUACUUUACGAUGGUACUGGCGACCGAGUUACAUCGUCGGAGUAGCUCGCUGUGUACCGGUAGUGCCCGCUUGCUUCUCAACUCCAUGUGAGCUGGCCGUUGGCAGGCAAACCACGCUGGAUCCACAGAGGGGACCUACCAAAAACCCGGAAUUGCCAGACGAAUCUUUUAAAAAACCGGACUCUAGAGUAUCAGUUGAAGGUUUAGCCGGUGAAGCCUCGUCUGCCGAGACUUUAACGACGAGCGAACUCGGUGUUUACCGACAAGGGGUUAACAGCCGCCCAGAUUUAGCACGGCCCUUCUCUCCUGCCGAGGGCCCGUCCCGAGCCCGUGCCCCGGUCGAGCCAACCCUGUCACCGUCAGACAACAACAACACACCGUCAAUGUUGCUGUUACAUUCUCAGACGACAUUUUCCACCGGGACGUCACCGGUGGUGGACCAGUUUUCGUCAGCAGCCUACAGCAUGAACACCGCUAACCCCGUUCCCGCGGACAUCAGUGUCUACCCUUACUCUGCGGUCACCCUUCCUUCGUACACACUGGAGAGCAGCUUAGCCGCAGCAGACGUCCCCGUCGACGCCUACGCCGGAUAUGACAACAGUCAGGUCACCGCUCAUGGGUACCAGCAGCCUGUAUCACAGACUACGCCCCAGACUUAUCCGGAUGCUACCUUCGGAUACGAAGCUGGUAUUCUCUUUGAAAAAGAUUCCGCCAGUAAACAGGGCUUUUCUGGACUCUUCACCGAUCACUGCGCUACAGUGACUCAAGAACAAGCCGAGAAAUUCGGUGAAACCACCCACUAUCAGGGACAUUUUCAAAACUUUCCGGCUGAUACGGAUCCUUCAUCGUACUAUCAUCACCAUCCCCAUCAAACAGGUUUCCAUGACAACCAAAAAUAUUUCUCCAAAUCUCACGGUUAUCACCAAACGCAGCCAUUGUUCAGUCAUUCAGAGGUGCAGGGCUUCACGGAUCUGGAUCAAAAACAAGCCGUGUUUUCACAUGGUUACCAUGACAACACGGGACUCUAUCAGACAAGAGACGAAAGUGGUUACCCUGGUUACCACCAGUCGGGUUACUAUGAGAGUCAGCGGCUUCCCAGCCCAGAUGCUAAUUUCAAUUUUCCCGCCACUGGCGCUCUUUAUCGGGGUGAAAUGAACAUUCAUCUGUCCAGGCAAGCUUUUCAGCGGCGGCCUUCGCUGACCAUUUCCACUCCGAGAACUCCCGACGGGAUGGAGGUUCAAAAAUUCCAGAUGCAGUCUCCGACUACUCCCUCCACGCCUUCGUCGAGUCGUUCAUCGCCGUGCCAGGAAACGCCGCAGAAAGAGUGCCAGAUGUGCGCCGUGUGCGGUGACAACGCUGCCUGUCAGCAUUACGGCGUCAGAACCUGCGAGGGCUGCAAAGGCUUUUUCAAGAGAACUGUUCAGAAGGGCGCCAAAUACGUCUGUCUCGCGGACAAGAAUUGUCCCGUGGAUAAAAGACGGAGAAAUAGGUGUCAGUUCUGUCGUUUUCAAAAAUGCUUGGCAGUCGGAAUGGUGAAAGAAGUGGUGCGGACUGACAGCCUAAAAGGACGACGGGGACGGUUACCCUCAAAGCCCAAGAGUCCCCAGGAGUCUCCACCUUCCCCACCCGUCAGCCUCAUUACCGCCCUGGUCAGGGCACACGUUGACACUUCACCGGACAUUCCCAACCUAGAUUACCAAAAGUUCAAACUUCCCACCGGUGAGGAUAGCCCAACAACUGACGAAGACUACAUCAAGUUAUUUUACGACAUUCUCGUCAGCUCCAUUGACGUCAUCAAAACGUGGGCAGAAAAGAUCCCGGGUUUCCAAGAUCUGUGUAAAGAAGAUCAAGAUCUUUUAUUCCAGUCGGCCUCAUUAGAACUCUUCGCACUAAGGACUGCAUACAGAAUGCAGUCAGAUGAUGAGAAGGUAGUGUUUUGUAAUGGAAUGGUCAUGCAUAGGCUGCAGUGUCUACAAAUGUUUGGCGAUUGGAUAGCGUCUGUACUAGAGUUUGGCAAAUCCUUACAGAGGAUGGGAUUGGACAUUUCCUCUUUGGCAUGUAUGGCAGCUCUGGCCAUGGUAACAUUACGCCAUGGUCUGAAGGAACCGAAAAAGAUGGAGGACUUACAGCUAAAGAUCUUAGACACUUUGCGCGAUCAUUGCACAUACAACAGUGAAGCCCAGAGAAAACCUCAUUUCUUCUCCACCAUUCUGGGAAAAAUUGCAGAACUCAGGUCACUGAGUCGUGAAGGGCUCCAGAGACUCUUUUAUCUCAAACUGGAAGACAUGGUUCAAGCGCCACCAAUAAUAGAAAGUCUGUUUUUAACCAGUAAGCUCCCAUUUUAAGCCGAGUUACCCCCCUCUUGCGUUAAAUAGGUAGUUUAGGACCACGUGUGGAAUUUCGCACUGUUUUUUGCAUAAUCUACGCCAAAGACGAUCGUUUUUGUAUUUGGCAGCAUUCAUUUACGUUAUUAUGUCGGAGUUUUGUAUUUAGCCUACAUUGUUUUCCGUCAUCACUGAGCUAACACAUCGCCGGACUUCCCCCGCCCUUUCCACCACCCACACGUCCACCACCCACUGACACUUUUACAUCUUUUUACCGAAAUGUUGGUUUUUAAAGCGUAAGUAUAAACAUGUACUGCAUUGAAAACACCAUUUAUUGAGAUUAUUGUGUUUUGUUUUUACUUGUUCAAUCCUUUUUAUCGCAUUUUUAAUUUAUUUCUGUGUU